AUGAAUAAUAAUAACAAUAACAACAGCAAUACUAAUAGCAUUAAUGGUGGUGGUUCCAUUAACAAUACUAAAAAACAAUUUAUGCCUCAUAUAUUAUUACCGCCAACUUCAUCUUUAGAUAUUGGUCAUAAUUCUAUCAAUGGUACUAGUUUUCAACAUACAUUUCAUCCGGUUUCUACCAACGCCAACACUAGUACUAAUAAUAAAACAGGUAAUUUGCCGCCUGCCCAAAAACCUUUUUAUUCUUUACCUUCUAUCACUGCACCAGAAGAUAAUAAUACUAAUUCCUCUACUGAUACUAAUUUGACUGCCACUAGCAACGUCAAUCGUGUCGAGUCGACAGCCCAUAGCGCCUCUCUUAAUAUUACCCCAUCUAAUACUAAUAAUACCACUACUAAUAAUAGUAGUGGUAGUGGUAGUGGUAGUAUUAGUAGCAAUAAUAAUAAUAAUAACAAUAAUGAUAAUAAUAAUAGCAGCAACAACAACAAUAAUAACAACAAUAAUAAUAGUAGUAAUAGUAAUAGUAACAUAAUUUUGCCCUCAGUUCAAAAUAGCUUGCCAAGGCCCUCUAUUUUGAACACCUAUAUGGAUCAUACGUUGCCCUCGACAUCCACAACGAGCACGGCGAAUACAAUCAGAGGAGGAAUAUCUGAACCUCAUAAACAACAACACAAUAUAAAUUUAAACGGUGCCACCAUCGCGCCCAAGCCUAAUAUUAACAAUUCCGACCCUGCUGCUACUUCCAUUUCGUCUAACAUUAAUGCUGAUUCUAAUGAUAAUGGUGUCCCCAAUAACGCUAAUAGAUCUUUAAAUGUUAAAGAUGCUUUAUCAUACUUAGAACAGGUCAAAACACAAUUUAGUGAUAGAACUGAUGUUUAUACUUCCUUUUUGGAUAUUAUGAAGGAGUUCAAAGCCCAAACUAUUGAUACACCGGGUGUCAUUGAAAGGGUCUCUACUUUGUUUAAUGGAUAUCCUAAUUUGGUUCAAGGCUUCAACACUUUUUUGCCACGCGGUUAUAAAAUAGAAUGUUCCUCUGAUAUCAAUGAACCAAUAAGAGUUAUUACUCCAUUCAAUCCUGAGGGGGCGGUUCAUCAUUAUAAUAAUAAUGAUAACUAUCCCGCUGUUAGUGGUGCUAAUACCAAUGUCGCUGCCAUUGUUAAUGAUAAGAGUAGUGGUAAUACUAGUGAAGUUACCUCCAAUCAACCAAUUCAAGCUUUGGAUAUCAAUAAACAAACACAACAGCAACAACAGCAACAGCAACAGCAACAACAGCAACAGCAACAGCAACAACAGCAACAGCAACAGCAGCAACAACAACAACAGCAACAACAGCAACAGCAACAGCAGCAACAACAACAACAACAACAGCAGCAACAACAACAACAAGUGGUAGGUAUCAAUCCUGUGAAUAGUGCUUCCGUUGGUACUGUUUCGCCUGUUGUCACUACUGAUGCUGACGUAACUACUGCAACUACAACUGGUACUGGAGGUGGUGAUGUAGAAUUCAGUCAUGCGAUUAACUAUGUUAAUAAAAUCAAAACUAGAUUUGCUAAUCAGCCCGAAAUCUAUAAGAGUUUUUUGGAAAUUUUGCAAACCUAUCAAAGGGAGCAAAAACCCAUUAACGAAGUUUAUGGACAAGUUACUUUGUUAUUUCAGUCUGCGCCAGAUUUGUUGGAGGAUUUUAAAAAAUUUUUACCUGAAUCGCCAAUACAACAAGAACAGCAAAUACAUACUGUUGAACAGAACGCUUAUCAAAGUCAACCUGGUACUGCUGUUAUUGAUUCUCACCAGAACGGCAGCAAUGGAUAUUAUUAUCAAAAUAAUAUUCAAUAUGAUACACAACAGCAGCAGCAACAACAACAACAACAACAACAACAACAACAACAACAACAACAACAACAACAACAACAACAACAACAACAACAACAACAACAACAACAGCAGCAGCAGCAGCAGCAGCAGCAAAAACAACCACAGCAACAUUUACCACCAAUUGGUAAUUUUUCUCCGCCUGGCAAAGUCCACGAAAGCGCUUUAAUAACACAACAACAGGGCAGCUAUCCGAUGGAUAAUAUGAAAGUACAAUCUGAUUUAGUAGAAAAACAACAACAACCGUUUUUAUCAUCCCAUAUUGCCACACAAGGUAUAUCUAAUGAUGAAAUUCCUGUUUCUGAUCUAAGAAGUGACAUAUUGAUAGAUAAUCAACAACAGAAACAACAACUACAACUACAACAGAAACAACAGCCAAUGUAUGAAGAAGUUAUAGCACCUCGACCAGAAAUCGAUCUAGAUCCAAGCUUAGUGCCUGUUAUACCCGAGCCUAUUGAGCCUAUAGAAAGUGAGAUAAAUUUGGGUGAAGAGGCAACAUUUUUUGAAAAAGUCAAGAAAUUCAUUGGUAAUAAGCAGAUUUAUACUGAAUUUUUGAAGAUUUUGAAUUUAUAUACCCAAGAUUUAAUUAGCAAGCACGAUUUAGUAAUUAAAGUCCAAUAUUAUAUAGGUGAGAAUUCUGAAUUGUUCAACUGGUUUAAAAUCUUUGUUGGGUAUGAAGAAUAUCCAAAACAUAUAGAAAAUAUUGUCCAUGAAAAACAUAAAUUAGACUUAGAUUUGUGCGAGGCGUGUGGCCCUAGUUAUAAGAAAUUACCUAAAACAGAUACAUUUGUGCCCUGUUCCGGUAGAGAUUCCAUGUGUUGGGAAAUUUUAAACGAUGAGUGGGUUGGGCAUCCAGUUUGGGCUUCUGAAGAUUCUGGAUUUAUAGCACAUCGUAAAAAUCAGUAUGAGGAAACACUUUUCAGAAUAGAAGAAGAAAGACAUGAAUAUGAUUUUUACAUUGAAGCAAAUUUAAGAUCAAUUCAAACUUUGGAAACUAUUGCUAAUAGAAUUGCUGCUAUGACUCCUGAAGAGAAAAAAGCCUUUAGAUUACCGCCAGGUUUGGGCCAUACCUCGCUAACUAUAUAUAAAAAAGUUAUUAGAAAAGUUUAUGACAAAGAUAGAGGCUGGGAGAUUAUUGAUGCCUUACACAACAAUCCAGCUCUUUCUGUUCCAAUUAUUUUGAAAAGGUUGAAACAAAAAGAUGAGGAGUGGAGAAGAGCACAAAGAGAGUGGAAUAAAGUUUGGAGGGAGAUGGAACAAAAAGUUUUCUUCAAGUCAUUAGAUCAUUUAGGGUUAACUUUUAAACAAACUGAUAAGAAACUUUUAACAGUUAAGCAGCUAGUUUCUGAAAUCAGUUCUAUCAAAGUUGACCAAAAUAGCGGACCAGGCCACCACCACCAUCAUCAUCAUUAUCAUCAUGGAGGUAUUGGCGGUAAUAAAGACAAGGAUAAAAGGAUACAUCCCUUAACACCGACUCCCAAGAGCCAACUAGAUUAUGAUAUCAAGGAUUUUGAUGUUUUAUUGGAUAUUUUAUAUUUAGUGUAUGUUUUCAUUUCUCACACAUCCACUUAUUCUAAUCCUGAUAAAGAAAAGUUGCAAAAAUUCUUCAAAUGGUUUUUCCAUGUUUUCUUUGACUGUCCUUACCAUGAAAUGAAUAAGAUACUCAUAAACAAGGGGUUUGAAAUCGAAGAUGAAGAUGGCACUGCUGAUGAAAUUCAAAAUGAAAACGGCAAGCGACCAAAAAUAUCAGCAACAGCUCAUGAUAGCUCUAAUUUAACCUUUAGGGAAGUUCUUCAAAAGAAUAAGAAUAAAAGGGUAAAUACUAACGAUGAUGAUUCCGUAUCUGCAAAUGCUGUAUCAUCCCCUUUUGUGAAUACAACCGCAGCACAAGAAAGUGAAGGUCAUAUUGAAGAGGAGCUUUUGAAACGAGAAGCUGGCAAGCCGUGGAUUUUAGGACCCUUAGUGGAAGAAGCAAAUACUAGUGGGUUUGUUAAAAAUAGAAAGAAUUUUAACAUGUUUGGUAACACAAAUAAUUACGUAUUUAUCCGUUUCUUAACAACCAUAUAUCAAAGACUAUAUGAAGUUAAAAAGUUGGAUAAACAAGUCACCAAAGAAAUAAAAAGUAGGAAAGUGGUAGAAUAUGCUAAAGAUUUGAAUUUAAUAUCUACUCAAUUAAAAGAAAUGGGUUUAGAUUUCAAUUCUGAUAGUGCGUACCAAAAACUGUUGGAGUUUUCUCGAAAAUUAAUUGAAGGUACGAUUGAAAACCAAUGGUUUGAGGAGAGUUUGCGUCAAUCGUAUAGGAAUAAGGCCUUUAAAUUGUAUACGAUUGAUAAAGUUAUUCAAGGGUUAGUAAAACAUGCCCAAGUUUUAACCAGCGAUUCCAAAACAAUUAAAAUCAUGGAAUUGUUUGAGAAAGACAGGUUGAAUUUAGAUACAACUUGUAAAGAUCAAAUUUUGUAUCGUUUGCAGGUUAGAUCGCAUAUGACACCAACAGAAAAUAUGUUUCGCAUUGGAUAUAAUCGAGACAACAAGCAUAUUUGUAUUCAAUUUGUUGCUAUCGACGAUUUGACGAUAUCUAGCAACUCUUCGUCAGAAGAGCAAUGGAGGUACUAUAUUACAAGCUAUUCUUUAUCGCACCCCACUGAAGGUGUUUCCCAAGAAAAAAUAUCGCCACCGUUAUUCGAUAGGAUGCUUGAAGAUCCAGCAGAAGACACAUCAGAAGGUAGCGAAUCGCCACUUCAAGAUCAAUCUGGUGAUUUCAAUAAGGAAAGUGUUGAUAUACACUCAGUACAGGGUGUUUCUUAUUCAAAUGUGAGCAUUAACAUUAGCAAAUCAGACUACAAAUUGGAUAUUGAACCAGGUUCACAAGAUGUAUUUUCCAGAAAGGCCAUAAACAAAUACCCAGUGAUCAAGGGAGAACAGAAAUCUAAGAAACAAGAGACUACUAAGAGAUUAGAGGCCGUGUUAAAUAGCUCCGCUGGUUGGAAAAGAAAUAUUAACAAAGAAAAAAGUGACUCAGUUGAAAAUGAGAUUCAGAAUGUGAAGUCAAUUGGCAAUACCGGUGCUGGUGGCGAUUGA
Molecule: messenger RNA, 4947 nt
Organism: Saccharomycodes ludwigii
Lineage: Eukaryota; Fungi; Ascomycota; Saccharomycetes; Saccharomycodales; Saccharomycodaceae
Gene: SIN3
Product: transcriptional regulator SIN3
Exons: 1
Coding region: 1-4947 (1648 amino acids)
Biological process (GO): negative regulation of transcription by RNA polymerase II
Cellular component (GO): Sin3-type complex; chromatin
Molecular function (GO): transcription corepressor activity
Source: RefSeq, a predicted model, not a curated record